Messenger RNA from Polistes canadensis, 4340 nucleotides. RefSeq names its product leucine-rich repeat-containing G-protein coupled receptor 6-like. Gene Ontology annotation, cellular component: extracellular matrix. The transcript is spliced from 3 exons. The coding region runs from base 195 to 2267 and encodes 690 amino acids. The record is from RefSeq and is a predicted model, not a curated record. NCBI's taxonomy places the organism in Eukaryota, Metazoa, Arthropoda, Insecta, Hymenoptera, Vespidae. Gene Ontology annotation, molecular function: protein binding.
AAUCGUUAUCUUCUCGCUCGAAAGAGAACUGUGCCGGCAAGAGAAGAAGCUUGAGAUAAUUCGUAAUAAGAAAAAAAAACGCGUUAAUAAAUUUCACGCCGAAAUUUUAAUUGGUUCUUAUCGUUGUUGUCGCUUGUGGUAGUGAUAAAUGUUACUAAAAGUAACACAAUUACCGGUAGAAGCCAAAUAAAAACAUGGACGAAAAGCAGAGAGAGUCAUUCCUGUUCGAUAAAUCCUACAGAUAUCAAACGGCAAGAAGGAUGUUAGGACUACUCCUGCUUUUAACUUGUCUAACAACAUCGACUUACUCUUUGAACGGGGAAUUAGUCGAACAAGAAUGUCCGGUGGACUGUCACUGUCACUACUUUCGUAUCAACUGGGUUACCGAUUGCUCGGAAAGCAACCUGACAAGCAUACCAUAUAACGAACUCAGUCCUAAUGUCUACAUACUUGACAUGAAUGGCAAUAACAUACAACACGUUGGAUCAUUUCCACAUGGUAUUAAGCUGAGGCGACUGCAGAUGGCACAUAAUCGACUUGCCCAACUCAAUUACGAAUCUUUCGCUGGACUGACGUAUCUCUUGGAUGCGGACUUCUCCUACAAUGCCAUAACGAACGUAGAUCCAGAGGCUUUUAGGGACAGUCCAGGUUUGAUCACGUUGGAACUUCAGAACAACCCAAUAGCCACGGUGGAGGGCCCUUUCCUAAAUUGUCGGACACUACUAUAUUUGGAUUUGAAUAAUUGCGGGAUUCAUCAACUGAAUACACGAUUUUUUCAUAACACAACGAAUCUGAACAAACUCGACUUGUCUUACAAUCCCCUUCAAAGGAUAGAACCUGGCCCGUUCGACCACUUGACAAAUCUCGAGUAUCUCCAGUUGAACGGCUGUAACUUGACUCACCUGUCUCCCGAUACGUUUGCGCAUCUGGAAAAUUUACGAGAACUCGAGAUGCAGGAGAACGAUUUGAAAGAAUUGAGUUGGACAAACGUCUUAGCUCCUCUUAUUCGUUUGGAGAAUCUCAAUAUAAGGAAAACUUCGAUUAAUUAUUUGCCGAGAGAUGCUUUCGCUAAAAAUUUGUAUCUUCGACAAUUGGUAUUAGCUGACAACGAACUUCAACAUUUGGACGUUGGCAAUACUCUUGGUCAUAACUUGCACAGCUUGCAAUCGUUGGAUUUGUCCAAUUGUAAUCUUCAGGAUCGCUUAUCCGAAGAAGCUUUUAAAAACGCUAGUAAAUUACGAGUAUUAAAUCUUAGCGGCAAUCCAAUGUUGGCUGCUGAUCUGACUGUAGUCUUACGCCACUUACCUAAGCUUCACAAACUCUCUCUCAGUCAUUGUCACUUGCGUAAAUUACCGACCGCUUUCGAGGUUUUUGAAAAUCUCGAAGAACUCGACAUCUCACACAAUCCAUUAUCGGAUGCUUUCGUUACUUUGUUAAGUCCAUUAAGCUCCUUAGAAUUUUUGGAUAUGUCUUACUGCGACCUCGGCCAUGUUGGAAAUAAUACAUUCGCUCAAAUGACUUCUCUUAAGAAACUGAUACUAUCAGGAAACACGCUUCACACUUUGGAGGAAGGCUUAUUCGCCAACUUAACGAGAUUAGAAAGUUUGGAGAUGAAUAAUUGCGAUCUUCGCAACCCGAUCGAUCUAAGGGUUUUUGGUGAUCGCAACAUCACAAACGUGAUCGAGUUGAAGCUCAGUGGUAAUCCACUUAGCGUCCCAGAGAAGGAUGCCCUCUUACCAACGCAACUAUCCAAUCUUGAAAUUCUUGAUAUAAGCGACUGUGGCCUUUCACACUUACACGAGAACGUAUUUUCCAAAACAAGAAAUAUCACUCGAUUGAAUCUAUCUAAUAACAAAAUAUCCGAGGCAAAAGAUCUGUCUAGUUUGAAAUUAUUAAGAUCUUUGGAACACUUGGAUCUCAGCAAUAACUAUUUACAAUCAAUUGAUUACAAAAUCUUCAAAUCAAAUCCGAAUCUCUUGUCGGUUAAUCUCUUAGGUAAUCCAUUCGUUUGUAAUUGCUCGGUCGUAGAAAUGUGGGACUGGGCUGAAAAAGUAAAGAAUGAUCUUCAUGUACUAGUUGGUAGUCAGCCUGCCAACUUUGAAACGGGUGGUGAGAAACUUCGUAAGAGUUUAACUUGCACUUACGACGACAAGACUUAUCGAACCGUUAUGGAUCAAAGUAGACCGUUCGUUCGUAAGGGUGAUCUUACACCUAAUCGCACAUGGGCGAAAUUCAUUCGCGAAUCGAAUUGUACUCGUCGUUUAUGAUAUCAGAAGAAAACAGGACAACACCCAAUAUUGAACCCAUUAAUCCCCAAGCAUAAGCUCGAGUUAUAAACGUUUAAUAUUUUUUACGGUUGUGUCCAAAUCGUAUUACAUUUAUAUAGGUAUUUCUGUUUAUAUUCUUUUUCUUUUUUAAUUUUUUAAAUUUUAUUUUUUCUGUUUCUUUUUCUUUUGUUUUGUGUUAAAAGAAAAUUGAACCGCUAUGAGCAAACAUUGGAGACUAAUAUUUCGUUCUAGUAUGUGAUCAAUUUAUUUAUAAUACAUAGUGCCCCAAAGAUCAAUCAAACGAAAUAUAUUUUAUUACGAUUUUUUUUUCUUCAGAUAAAGAUUUUGGUUCUAUAUUAGAAUAAUAUCUAUAGUUAAGUUAAGCUAUAAGUUUCUAAUUCAUUGUUUAUUUAUACAUACCCCUGUAAUAUAUCGUAUGCCAUAUUUUAUCGAAAAGUUUUCGAAUUUGUAACUCACGACAGAAAUUAACGGUUUAUUGUUUCCUUCUUUUUAUUUCUGUUUUUCUUUUCUCUUACGAAGAAAAGAUACAAACUAUAACUAGUUUUUUGGUUUUUGUUUUCUUUCCCAAACAUAUUCCUCGAAUCUCACGUUAUUGUGUAAUUUACUUAGUAUAACAAGCCUUUUUUCUCGAGAAAAAUCGAUCAUAAUCGUUACUGCCAAUUGAAACUAUGAGAGUAAACAAAAUGAGCGAAUAUAAAAUUCAAAGAAAUUAAUAAUGAUUGUAUAAUAUGUGCGAAGUCGAUAGAAAAGGAAUUAAGAACUUUAAAAAUCUUAUCGAUAUAAAUCGAUUGAAAAUUAUUUAUUAUUUAAUAAUUUUUCUAAGGAAAUAUAAGGGUGUCGUUAGAUGAAUUUAUUUCUUAGAAUAUUUCGAUUUAAAAUCUUACAAAUUUUGUAUCUGAGAGAAUAAGAGAGAACUUAUUAUAAGAGAGAAAGAAAAAAAAUAAGAGAGAGAGAGAGAGAGAGAGAUCAUAGAUAAGAAAUGGUUUGUAAAUUUUACUGAUGUAUAGUUUUUUUUCAAAUUCCCAAGUUGUGUGUUUUGUUAAUACGUGUAUAUAUAAUAUCAUAUAAAAUUUUUUUUCUAUAUAAAAAAUAAUGUUUAAACAUUCAAAUUAACUUGUUCGACUCGAGAAACAAGAGAGCACAUGUUCUCGAUCCUAUCAUUAAAUUCAUGUAAUAAUAUUUCGAGUAAGAUCAAAAUUAAUUUUUGUUAAAUUGAGUCUUCUAUAGACAUCUUGACCUGUAUAUUAAAAUUAUUUGCAAGAAAAUAAAAAUAUAUAAAAGAAAAUAAAAUAAAUGGAAGUAUAUAUAAAAGAGAAAGAAGACAAAAUAUAUUCCAAACAAAAAAUGGCUGCACAGAUGAAGAAUAAAUCAAUCAUCGAUAAAUUGACAAAUAAAUGAAUAAAAAUCGUGUAAAUAUGUUUGUCGUUAUAUUUCCGAAACGAAGGAGAAAAUAAAAAAGGAAAAAUAAUGCAAAAGACUGUGUCGUUUGAAUAAAUGUAUCGUUUUUUCUUCCUACGAGGAUGAGAGUUCAAAGUUUUUGUAAUCCCCGACUUUCAGCAUUACAUUUAUUGUUUUAUUUAUAUAUAUAAACAAAUAUUUCGUCAUUUCUUGCUAAAAAAGAAAAUGUAAUAUUUCGGCGAUUGUAGAAUUACUGUGUUUAAAAUCGCAUUUCUUUGGAAUAAAAGAAUAAGAAAUGAUAAGAAAAUGAUAAAACGACACUUGAAAAUAUGAAUAUUAAAAAAUUAAUCGACGAAGAAUAUCAUGACAAAACAUAAAUGGCUCACUUGAUAUCUAAUCGUAAAUGUUAAAAGUCGCAAUCGAAAUGAACAUGUGAAAAAAUAGUAAAAAUAUCUUUUUUUUUAUUCUUCUUUAUUUUUUCAUUUAUUUUUAUCGUUCAUUUCUGUCCUUGACUAGAUGUAAUGUUUCAUAUCUUGAAAGUAAAUAAUUAUUUUUUUAAAAAAAUGUGAAAAUGAAUUAGAAAUAGACAAAAAUAUAUAUUUUCUUCUUAUAGCGGAGCUAAUUUUUAACAAAAUAUAUUUUAUACAAGAUAAU